Molecule: messenger RNA, 312 nt
Organism: Neurospora tetrasperma FGSC 2508
Lineage: Eukaryota; Fungi; Ascomycota; Sordariomycetes; Sordariales; Sordariaceae
Exons: 1
Coding region: 1-312 (103 amino acids)
Source: RefSeq, a predicted model, not a curated record
AUGAGUAACGCCAUAAAUACGGACUUCUUUUCCAUUGCCAGAAGGCCAUCGAGUCCGAUCAAGUUGACCAAGGAAUCAGCUCCACGGUUCAAACUCUCCUCGAAAAACCUCCAGAAAAACACCAUACCGAAGCCACUCGAGCCUCUGUCAUUACUGGAAAGCGUUGAGUACGAUAAUCGAUCCAAACGCCACCCACCUCAUCCUGUCCGAAUCUCCGUCGCGAAGAAGAACACCAACAAGGAACAAGGACAGAUCAUCAAGAUUGCGACGGCGCACAUUCCUCGCCUUACGUCUGUCGGCGAACACUUCUGA